Chrysemys picta bellii (western painted turtle) is the source of this 2958-nucleotide messenger RNA. RefSeq names its product interferon lambda receptor 1 (gene IFNLR1). Gene Ontology annotation, cellular component: plasma membrane. Gene Ontology annotation, biological process: cytokine-mediated signaling pathway. Lineage: Eukaryota; Metazoa; Chordata; Testudines; Emydidae. The record is from RefSeq and is a predicted model, not a curated record. Gene Ontology annotation, molecular function: cytokine receptor activity; protein binding.
CUUAUUACAGGAAACUGGAUAACGAAAGUGGUCAUAAGAAAAGAAACACAUUACAAGUCUCGGCUUCAGCAUGUCUGCCGGGAGAAUCGGAAUCCUGGUAGCUCUGUCUUCCUUACAGCAGAUUCUAGGCUCUGUAGCUCUGGGGCAGCCCACCGUGCGACUGUCCCCCCCUCGCAACGUGACGCUGCUGUCGAAGGAUUUCAGCAUGGCUUUGACGUGGCUCCCCGGCGAGGGGUCCCCACCAGAUGUGCUGUAUACUGUGAGAUACCGAAAAUGGACUCAAGUAAAGCAGUGGAAAAAGGUCCAACACUGCAGAAACAUUUCCCAAACCACCUGCAAUCUGACUUGUGAGUCAGACCCAUACAACAAAUUCAGCGCCCGUGUCAAAGCCCUGUUGGCAGGGCGCCAGUCCCCCUGGGUGGAGUCGGGAUUCAUGGAAUAUCAGUUUGAUGUGGAACUGGCUCCCCCGGCACUAGAAGUGAGCGUGUCGGAAAGUACAAUCAAUGUGGGUGCCGCUUUCCCCCUGGCUUCCUGUGUGGAGAGCACCUUUAUCGAUCUGAAGUAUGACCUGGACUUCUGGGAAGCCGGAACUGAAGACAAGCAGAUUCAGUACUGCGACAACAUGAAGUGGGACAAGAUAACAAUCAACACUCGGGAGAUCAGCGGCAAUUACUGUCUGAGUGCCAGGGCUUCUUUCCAAGUAAUCAAACUAAAACACAGCGAGUUCUCCAAGCCGGUGUGCGUGCUGUUCAAGUCCAAAGCCGUGGACUGGAAGUUCCUAGUCACCAUUGCAGUCCCAUUGUUUGUCCUGCUUUUCCUUUGCGCUGCUGCUCCGUCCAUCCUAUGUAAACAAGCUGCCAAGAGAGUGAAGAGGCCUCAAGCUUUGGACUUCUCCCAUUUCAGGGCUCCUGGGACAAUCCUUGAGAAGGAGCCCAGCGAAAAGGAGUUCUUUGAGGAAGACCUCCUAGCCUGCAUGGAGAAGCCAGAAUUGGGAGGGAGAAGGAGUGGUCCUUCAGUGAGGAACAACGUAUCACUAAAUGCUUCUCUCCCCUCACUCUGGGAGGAAGAGGAGGAGGAUGACAGCAGCAGUUUCAGACCCUACACUGAAAUGCCUCGGUUCCUGAAGAGAGCUCCCAACUGCCAAGUAGCCAGCACGAGUCACCAAGGGACCCAAUCGGGUUCUGAACUGGGCGGUUCCCACCUUGAGGGAGGAUCUGUGUCUGACCUAGCAGGGUUAGGGUUCUCUCAGCCUGUUUGGAGAAGGGGCUCGGCCAAGGAGGACACCUCUGGGUUCCAAGACAGUGAGAAAUCCUUCUUUUCUGAGAGUUCCUCCUUGGGAGACUUCUCUCUCAUUGAAGCCCGAUAUCCAGCUACUAAUGGACAUGGGGAGCUUGUCUGCCAAGAAGACACCUUCCUUCAGAUGACUGUGUUGACAGAGGGGCUGAAUGGGAAGCCUCCUGCUUAUGAGCAAAGCCUGCAAAGGAGACAUCACCAUAACACCAACCAUCAGUGGCAUCCUUAUCCUGACCCAAUAGUGUGUGUCGCACUAGAAGUCAGCCAGGACUCCGACGGCUUCCCUCUUGAGGGGCAGCUUGUUUGCUUUCAGACUUUAAAGCUCGCAGAGGACGAGGGCAUCGCAAGCGACAGCGACAGCCUCACUGUGUGCUCGGAAGAAGACCCACCAUCCCUGGCCUCACUAGUAGGCGAGACUUUUGAAGCUGAGACACGGGGGAAAGGUGGCAGCUUGCAGCAAGAGAGCGAUCCAAUCUUUAAAUUCCAGGGAUAUCAGCAUGUGCGUUAUAUGCCAAGGAACUGACUGGGAUAGCGACCCUGUGGCUGGCCUGGAUCUAGGGAGCUCCAUCCAGGAGGAAAACAAGGACAAGUGUUUGUCAGACCCAAGAUUUAUGCUGCUUAUGCAUUACCACCCAUGCAUAGUGCUUUCUGCUACCGUUUGUCCUGCCUAGGGCUAGGUCUUCACUCACAGAAAGAGGUGGGUUCUUAUCAUGGGGUAUCUAAUGCACGUUAGCUAUCCCGCUGGAAAAACAAGGCACUGUAGUUUUACCAUGAGGUAAGCAAAGUGAGAUCGACCCCAGGAAGGGUUAUGGUGCUAGUCUUGCCUAGCUACCUCAUGGUAACACUACAAGUGCCUUGUCUCCACUUAGAAUUUUACACUGAGAUAAGGAUCUCGGGUUAGUUAUUGUUCAGGCUGCAUGACCUCUGUCAUGGAGGUCGGGGAAGUCAUGGAUUCAGUGACUUUCUGGGACUUCUGCAGUAGCCGGUGUGGCUGACCCGAGGGCCAUCCAAGCAGCUGGCCCCAGGAGCCUCAGCAAUGGCUGGCCAGGUGCAGUCAGCCCCCACUGCCAAGCAGAGGCAGCUGUCGACCUCCAAGGUUCCCCCAGUGCAAUGGUGCCACGGAGCUGCUAAGAUUUAGUCAGGGGUCUUUAUAGUAAAAGUCACGGACAUGCCAUGAGCAAUAAACAAAUAUUCAUGACCUGUGACCUGUCCAUGACUUUUACUAUAAAGACCCCUGACUAAAUCUUAGCCUUAGUUAUUGUACUGUAAAAGACGCACACCUUUCUGUCAGUGAAGACACAGCCAAGGGCUGUGUAAAACUGCCAGUAAAACGCUGGCAACAUGGCAUGUUCCAAUUGUGUGUGGAUUUCAACCCAGGCCAGCACACUUCCAUUUCCCAGCUGUCAUUGUGCAGUUGCUUCCCUUGCUGGGUGGGACAAUCUAGGGUGGACAUUUGCCUCCCACAUAGACAUUUGGACACAUCAGCUUUUUCUGGGUAAAGGGAGCUUUCCUGUCAGCCUGCAGAGCUCACCCUUCGUGUUUGAACAGAGAGAACAAAAAUCGAAGCCGGCAAUGGGAGAUGUUUCUUUUGGUUAUUUAUUUUGAUUUAUAUAAAAACACACCUGUCGGUGUUGAAAUUCACCCUGCUGAGCAGAGUGGUUCAAA